Triticum aestivum (bread wheat) is the source of this 2694-nucleotide messenger RNA. Its product is annotated as abscisic acid 8'-hydroxylase 3. Lineage: Eukaryota; Viridiplantae; Streptophyta; Magnoliopsida; Poales; Poaceae. Gene Ontology annotation, biological process: sterol metabolic process; brassinosteroid biosynthetic process; multicellular organism development. The record is from RefSeq and is a predicted model, not a curated record. The coding region runs from base 53 to 1534 and encodes 493 amino acids. The transcript is spliced from 3 exons. Gene Ontology annotation, molecular function: oxidoreductase activity, acting on paired donors, with incorporation or reduction of molecular oxygen; iron ion binding; heme binding.
AUGGCGAUGGUGAUACGUACGGCUCUGUCAAGCUUUCUCUCGGACACCAUCAAUGGCGGCCAUCUUGGGAAUGGGAGCUCCCGUGCUACUGGCCGCUGCCUUGGGGGCGGCCUGCGGGCUCCUGUUCUGGCUCCGGGUGGCCCGGAGGAGGCCGGCCGACGAUCCGAUGCGUGGCAUCCCGGGGAACAUGGGGUGGCCGGUGGUGGGCGAGACCUUCGCCUUCAUCGCCGCCUUCUCCAACCCGGCCGGCAUCCUGAGCUUCAUGCGGGAGCGGCAGGCGAGGUACGGCAAGGUGUUCAAGACGUACGUGCUGGGGCGGACGACGGUGUUCAUGACGGGGCGGGAGGCAGCCAAGAUCCUGCUCUCCGGCAAGGACGGCGUGGUGAGCCUCAACCUCUUCUACACCGGCAAGCAGGUGCUGGGCCCCACCAGCCUGCUCACCACCAACGGCGACGAGCACCGGCGGCUGCGCCGGCUCAUCGCGCAGCCCCUCUCCGUGGACGCUUUACGGAAGCACUUCGCCUUCAUCGACGGCCUCGCCGUGCAGAUCCUCGGCUCCUGGGCCGGCCGCGGCCGCGUGCUCGUCCUCGACGAGGCCUCGCAGUUCACGCUCAAGGUCAUCGCCAACAUGCUCGUCAGCCUGGAGCCGGAGGGCCCCGAGCAGGAGGAGUUCCGGGCCAACUUCAAGGCCAUCUCCUCCUCCUUCGCGUCGCUGCCGCUCAAGCUCCCCGGCACGGCCUUCCACCGCGGCCUCGGCGGCCGGAACCGGAUGUACGCCAUGCUGGACGAGGUGAUCGCGCGCCGCAGGGCCGGCGAGGUCCGCGAGGACUUCCUCCAGACGCUGCUCAUGAAGCACGCCCGCGGCCAGCAAGCCGGCGCCGCCGCGGCGUCGGACCCGGCGGAGGAGGAGAAGCUGACGGACGCGCAGCUCAAGGACAACAUCCUGACCCUGCUGGUGGCCGGCCACGACACCACCACGGCGGGCCUGACCUGGCUCGUCAAGUUCCUCGGCGAGAACCCCGACGUGCUAGCCAAGCUGAGGGAGGAGCACAUGGCGAUCCGGGCGGCGCACGACGGCGACGACACACAGCACCUGUGGUGGUCGGACCUGAGCAGCAUGCCGUACACGACCAAGGUGAUGAACGAGACGCUGCGGCGGGCCACCAUCCUGCCGUGGUACUCGCGCAAGGCCGCGCAGGACUUCAGCAUCGACGGCUUCGAGGUGGCCAAGGGCGCGUCGGUGAACCUGGACGUCGUGUCCAUCCACCACGACGCCGCCGUCUUCGCCGACCCCGAGCGCUUCGACCCAGACAGAUUCGAUGGGUCGCUGAAGCCGUACAGCUUCCUGGGGUUCGGCAGCGGGCCGCGGAUGUGCCCCGGGAUGAGCCUCGCCAAGCUCGAGAUCUUCGUCUUCGCCCACCACCUAGUCUGCACAUACGACUGGAAGGCGCUGGAGGAUGACGCCUCGGUGCAGCCGACGCUGGUGCGCAUGCCCAAGAACAAGUACCCCAUCCUCGCCACCGCGCUCCCCUGAACCCCAGCUGUUCGCUCUGACCCCAGCUCCGGCGAUGGCGAGGUGGCGACAUUUGUUUUCAGCAUGUGACAGACCGACACGCACUCUACUGAUGCUGUCAUCGGCAUGGUCAGAUUAUAUGGUAUCCUGAGGCUACUUGUAUUGUAUGGACCAACUAUAUGCAAACUUUACUUGUAUUAGCAAGUGAAACCAGCAAUCAUUUUUCUUAGUACAACAAUUCCAUACACAUGACAUGAACAGCUCAUGAAUUUAAACAAGGAAAAACAAGUAAAGUGAACAAAACAUUCUUUAGACACCACCAAACAUGUAAAACUUGCAAUGCCAUGUAAACUUAAUUUAAACAAGGAAAAACUCUUUAGAUGACCUAUCUGAUGGCCAUGUAAACUUGCAAUGCCACACUAUAAUACACUACAUACUAACGGAACCUGCUACUCCGGUGGUGCAUUGCCAAAGAAGAAUAGCCAGGCAGAGCUCAGCAUUACUCUGAUGCGCAUCUCUCGCGACGAACACGGCCCAAUGAUGCAUCUCUAGCGACCAACGGCACAGCUCAACGAAACAAGGAAGCAACAGCUAGCAAACUCCAGCGACCAGGUAGCAAGGCCGACCAACUGGGACAAACUCCAGUGACCAGGUAGCAAAGCCGAGCAACAGCGGCAAAGGCACAGACCAACAUUUUUAGGCAGGCUGCAGAGAAGUAGGGGACCUCCAAUGGCUAUGGUAUACUGGCACAGAUUGGAAUCAACCAACAUGACCUCAGUCAUUAUUAGACAACAACGGAAGGAAGAACCCAACGAAACCGAUCCAGAACAAAAUAAGCAACCCAAAAGGGGGCCUGCCAAAACAGAAGAUCAUUUAAGAUUGAUAGCUAAACUCAAUCUCGAAAACAGAGCAUUGAAAGAGAUUACCGGUUUGCUUUUCCUUUUACGGACCGAUGAUUGUCACCUCCCCCUUUUUCUUGCGAUGAAAUUUUCAAGCAAAGUUUAGCUGACCGUUUCCUUCCCGGUACCACAGGAACAACAACAUGGUAUGCCUCCCACGUAACCCACGUAUCCCGUAUGAGCACAACCAACAUGAUGGAGCAUCAACACACAGCAAGCCACCUCUCAACCAAGCAAGAACCACCGAGCAGCGUAUCAAGCAAACAUGCAGGGCCCAGAGCC